Cuculus canorus (common cuckoo) is the source of this 1078-nucleotide messenger RNA. It is a transcript of the gene SMAGP, whose product is annotated as small cell adhesion glycoprotein. NCBI's taxonomy places the organism in Eukaryota, Metazoa, Chordata, Aves, Cuculiformes, Cuculidae. The transcript is spliced from 6 exons. The coding region runs from base 561 to 842 and encodes 93 amino acids. The record is from RefSeq and is a predicted model, not a curated record.
UCCAGACCAGGUUGGAUGGGGCUUUGGAGCCCCUCAAUCCAGUGGGAGGUGUCUCUGCCCAUGGCAGGAGGUGGAACUGGAUGGGCUUUGAGGUCCCUUCCAGCCUAAAUCAUUCCAUGAUUCCAUGAUUGCUGCCCUGAUGUCCAGCGCCAGGCUGGCUCCCCAGCGAGCGAGGGGUUAACGGAGGCAGCAUUUUUAUCACCAACGCAGCCAAACUGGAAAGGUGAGGCAGGAAAAGGGCAACGCCUUCUCCUGGGCCAGACCAGGAGCUGCACAUGGUGCCGGCAGCCGCUCGCCCCGGCACAGCGGGCACAGAAGGUUUGGAGGCGAUUGGCUGCAUCGGGCACGCGGAUUUGCACCGGGAGGCAACAGCGUUGUGCCUCAAAGGAUGCUGAAGUGUGGUUGGUUUGAUCCGUAUGGAUCCAGCGCGCCAGGGAAGUGAGUCAGCCGUGCUCCAUCAGCUGCUCCGGACGCCCGGAGGCUCCGACCACGCGGCAGCGGGAUCGCAGCCCGGCAAGUUCUGAGGGAGCCCAGCUCUUCGCCGGGAAGGAGCCGAUGCGAUGGAGGCAGAGCAGCCGCUGCUGACCGCAGAAGAGCCAACAACCCCCUUCCUGAAGAAGGCUCACACCCCAUCUCUCCAUGAGGAGGUCAACACCGCCAUCAUUGCAGUCGUCAUCACCCUGGUGUUCCUCACGCUGCUGACGGUCCUGGUGGUGAUCAUCAUCUACCUGUACAGAAACAAAGGCAGCUACCUCACCUACGAGCAGACGGCGGCAGAGCCCGACGUGUCGGUGCAGAUGGAGGAUGCUCCAUCCAAGGAGAAAGAGGAAUACUUCAUCUAAGCGCCAGCUCCCGUACUCUCCUCUCCCGUGCUCUAGUCCAAGUUGCCCAAAUUCCCCGGGCCUUGGGAUCAACAAGCUGCUUUUUUGUUGUUGUUUUCCUUAAUUUAUUAAGCCAAUCAUGGAAGGAAAAAUAAAUAAGUGAGUAUCAAAGCUUUGCCUGUCGCUGCCCGGAGCAGAACCAGAGCAGGGAACGCUCUGGCUCGGUGGAGAGCAGGCGUGGCCACGCUCCAUCUGCC